Messenger RNA from Aspergillus bombycis, 3237 nucleotides. Its product is annotated as serine/threonine-protein kinase. Gene Ontology annotation, molecular function: protein serine/threonine kinase activity; ATP binding. Lineage: Eukaryota; Fungi; Ascomycota; Eurotiomycetes; Eurotiales; Aspergillaceae. Bases 1 to 3237 code for a protein of 1078 amino acids. The transcript is spliced from 3 exons. The record is from RefSeq and is a predicted model, not a curated record. Gene Ontology annotation, cellular component: cytoplasm; nucleus; cytosol. Gene Ontology annotation, biological process: negative regulation of glycogen biosynthetic process; protein phosphorylation; intracellular signal transduction.
AUGAUCACCUUUCAAGAACCGGAUGUAAUUGCAGCAACACAAGAGACACUAAGAAAAUUCUUCCCCUGCAGGUCACCCCUGAUUGAACAUGAACAUGGACUUGGUCCGUCGGGCCUGGAUCGUAUCCGUCAACCCUCACGAGUCUUGACCCUUCCGAACAUGUCGACUUCAUCCCUGAUUCCUGUCACAUCCCGAAGCCACUCGCCCUCACCUCGCUCUCGGUCAACGUCACGGACCUAUUCCACGCGGAUCUCGUUGAACGAGGCUGGCGCCUUAGAGGAUCUCCAUCGAUUCCCUUGCGAAUCCUUACACUCAUUCUCCUUUUCCCAACAAUCAGAGGAGCUACUACACAGCCGUCAGAACAUAUUGAAACGAUCUAUAGACUUCAUGCGCGACCGCUUUGGAUGGGCUGCAAACGGUCCCGGAAUUGUGAAUGCGCAGGCUCGCGUAAGUGGUGAUGCAGAGGUUCAAAACGUGGUGGAUUUGCUGUCAAAGGCGAACAUCUUGGGAAGGGAGGACCGAUAUAACUACGCACGCGGCCCUAUGACUGGUCCUGCGUUCGUGGACACAGGUGAUGUCUUCGAGAAAGCUUUCUCCGAGUCCCAGCGUCCGAUGGCUGAGAUCAAAGAACUACCUCACGGAGGUGCACCAAAUACGGAACAAACGGAUUCCGUGAGCGACUUAACCGGUCCCCAAGUCUCGACUCAACGGAGAGGGAGGAGGUCCACCCCCUCAUCCAGGCGCGUAAGCUUAAAACGUACAUACACGGAUGUUAGCUCUGGUACCCUUCAGGGCAAGCUGAUGGAAGGUCUAGCACAACCCUAUUCUGCCACGGAGCCCUUCUCCCCGACGAGCAACACUUUCGGAUUUGGACUCCCGGUACCGGUCUUACACACCCAUAGCAGCAAAUGGACACCAGUUUCACAGGCCGUUUUUAGGACCGAGUCUCGGGCCCCAUGGACCAUAUUGGCAGCCAACGAUCUAUCGUGUCUGAUCUUUGGUGUGACACAAGCGGAGCUCCGCAGGUUAAGUAUUCUUGAAGUCGUACAGAAAGACCGCAGACAGUGGCUAGAAUCUAAGCUACGGGAUCCCUCUACCGAUGUUGCGGCCAAGCUCCCGGAGAGACCCCGUAUGACGCCUGUUAAUCCCAAAUCUAUGGGGAUGGGAAAUGGCGUUACAGCUCAGCUUCUUAGCAAACCGCCUUCUCGAGCAAGGAGGGCACAGACUGACGAUGGCUAUGGUUCCAGUAAACGAAUGCCUCAGCCCCUUAAUCACCCAUCUACCAAGUCACGCGGGGUCCUUCUAUGCGGGGAUGUGGUUCCGAUCCUGAAGCGCAAUGGAGCAAGAGGUUCUGCAAGUGUCUGGGUUAUGGAGAAGCGAGGUGGACUAAUCUGGGUAAUUGAGGAGAUUCAAGAGGAUGUCGCUUACAUCCGUUGCGACAAGUCCUGGAAUAUUACAGAGACCGAUGGGGAUACUGACAAAUUCUGGGGCCGGGACGUGGUCAUGCCCGGCAAACCGAUCUCAGACAUUCUUCCUCGUAUUUCUAAAGAGUGUUUAGAAGGCCCGGUUGAUCAAGGUUUGGCGAAGCUUUCUGAAUUGAAGUAUUUCGCUGCGCAGACCACUGCGGGGACUUGUUUCCCAGUCACUGUUGCACAAGAUACAACAUCGGAUAGUUUACGGAUAUCAAGCUUCCCUCAUGUUGCAGGUAUGAUGGUGCUCGCAUCGUCGACACUGAAAGUUAUCAGUUCGAACUCAGCGUUUUCUGCGGCUUUGUUUGGUCAUGAGCGCCCGGAAGGACUCCAUGUUAACGAGCUGAUCCCCGGAUUUGACGAUUACUUGAGCGUGCUUACUGAGGAAGAGGAUGUAUCUCUAGAGGAUGGAAUUGUGAUCCCUGAGCCUAGCUUCCGAAGGGCACGAACCCUAUCAAUCCUUCGGGAAGGGAAAGCCAACGUUGCCUCAGUCUUUCUCGAACCUAAUGGCCUUACGGCCAAUCACCGUGAUGGCUCGACCAUUACCGUGGAUGUUCAGCUGCGCGUGGUCAAAAGCGGAACAAUUUUCCCAAAGCAGGACGAUCAAAGUCCGAGUAACGACGGUGAUGCUGACUCCGAAAAUGAUGACACUUUCGCCGUAGCUGAAUUGGUUUAUGCACUAUGGGUCACGUACUCGAGACAAAUCCAUGCUGCGGGUCUCUCUUCUCCACCUCGGACUGAGUCUCGGGUGAGAAGCCCCUCGGUUGCCCCGGGAACCAGCCUACAGUCCCAUUUACCACCCUUGAACACGGAGCAGACAUCCGUGGAGACCCGAAUACCGACAUCGACAUUGAGUCAGCAGCUAAGUGAGGCGGCAUCAGAGCCGCUCACUGACAAACCCGUACAGCUUGUACCAGAGGUAAAGUCUGUGAACGCAAAAGAGUCCCCCAAGAAAAGGACGAUCACCGACUAUGUGAUCAUCGAGGAGAUGGGUCAAGGGGCAUAUGGGGAGGUGAAACUUGCCCGUCUGAAGAAGAAUGCCGCUAAGAAGGUCGUAUUGAAGUAUGUCACGAAGAAGAGGAUUCUCGUGGAUACUUGGACUCGUGACCGCCGCCUAGGUACGGUCCCGUUGGAAAUCCAUGUCCUGGAUUACCUUCGGCGAGAUGGCUUCAAACACCCCAAUAUUGUGGAAAUGGAAGGGUUUUUUGAGGAUGAUGUCAAUUAUUAUAUCGAGAUGAUGCCACACGGGCUCCCUGGUAUGGAUCUCUUCGACUACAUCGAGUUGAAAGCGAACAUGGAUGAAUCCGAGUGCAGAAACAUCUUCCGGCAGGUUGUCGAUGCUAUCCACCACCUUCACACGAAAGCCUUAGUUGUUCACCGUGACAUCAAAGAUGAAAAUGUGAUUCUCGACGGGGAAGGCAGGAUCAAGCUGAUCGAUUUCGGAAGCGCCGCUUACAUCAAAAAUGGACCGUUCGAUGUCUUUGUGGGAACAAUUGACUAUGCGGCGCCUGAAGUCCUCCAAGGCAAAUCCUACCGAGGCAAAGAGCAAGAUAUCUGGGCUCUUGGCAUUCUUCUUUACACAAUCGUUUAUAAAGAAAACCCAUUCUAUAACGUCGAUGAGAUUCUGGACCACCCGCUUCGAAUCCCAUUCCUGCCGUUUUCGGAGGAUUGUAUUGACUUGAUCAGGCGGAUGCUCGACCGAGACGUCGACAGCCGUCUCACUAUCACCGAGGUUAUAGAGCAUCCAUGGAUGACUGACAGCGAAUAG